Messenger RNA from Anopheles funestus (African malaria mosquito), 1719 nucleotides. RefSeq lists its product as uncharacterized. The transcript is spliced from 4 exons. Bases 424 to 1365 code for a protein of 313 amino acids. Lineage: Eukaryota; Metazoa; Arthropoda; Insecta; Diptera; Culicidae. The record is from RefSeq and is a predicted model, not a curated record.
ACCCGGCCAGAGGGUUCCAGGCACCCAUUGCGCUCGCUCGUACGGUUGGAACCGUAACGCGGCUCGGUGCGCAACCAUACACGCCAUACAAAAGCGACAGUUACGAAGGGACGCGCGUUUAGUCGUACGCAAUCAGUCGCCGUGUCGAUUUGUUUCCGUUCUGCCGUUUCCAAUAGGUCUGUUUGUGCAUUUGUGGUGGAUCGUGUUAGUAUUAUAGCAACGAAAUCGCACUGAUCGUGUACUGGUCACAGAGAGAGUGUGAUAAUGCUGACCCAUUAGAGUGCGAUCAAUCGAAUCAUCUUUUGGGAAAUCGCAAGAUAGUUUUUUUUGAAAAACAAACACGUUAAAGUGUGAUCACUUGCGCCCGGAAUAAGUGAAGAAAGUGAAAGAAUUUAGCAAGUGUAAUUAAACCCGAACAAGAAAAUGUUCCGUUUGCGUCCAUUUGUUGCCUGUUUAGGUGGUCAAUCGUCACUUUCGAUGCUGCUCGUGAUGCUGUUCGCAUCGGCCAGUAAUGCAGCCAACGUCUACACAUCCAGUUCGGGUGAAAUUCGUAGCAAUUCACCAUCGCAACACUGCACGGAUUUUAAUCCACAGCACGGACUUGAUAUCGAACAGAUUAUGGGCAUCUGGUACGGCAACGAAGUAAUCACGCACGAUAGUCGCGAAGAAGGUGAAGUGGUAUACAAGACCUGCGUUGUAAUCCACCUGGCAGACGUGACGAAUGAGACAACCUCGGUUUACGACCAUUCGUCGUCGUCGGUAUAUUCCGGCCGAAGCAACCCAUCGGGAACGAACUAUGAUCGCUUUGGGACGUCGUACGGGUACGGAUCAAAUGGUGGUCGAAGUGCGGGCAGCAUGUACGACCAGCAGCAGCACCAGCAGAACCGCCGUCAGCAGGGUGGCCUUGGAGGUCAUCAGUAUCAGCAGCAGGAACCACGCACCAUGCGUAAUUUGCGCUUGAUUUGGGACGAGUUGGAGCACACGCUCGAGUACACGCUGCGGUACAAUACGUCGAAGCCGGGCUUCUGGAUAUCGGCUUCUCCGCAGUCCGGAUCCAUGAUUCAGCUGCAGUAUGUCCAGUUUACCGGUACGGUGCAGGUGCUGAAAGCGAUCAACAACCAGCUGGUGCUUAACUUCUGUCAGAGUUUGCCCGGUGGUCAGCUGUUCACGAUCGUACUGUCACGCCUGCCGAUGGGAUUGGGACCGGAGGAUAUCCAAAGCAUUCGCAACCUGUUGAGACGUCGCGGCCUUUCGACAACCUCUGUGCGAAAAGUGUGCCAAAAUGGUGCCUUUCGGAGUGAUGUUUCGAUGAUCGCACUGGCGCUAAUGGCCAUUGUAACUGCCCUAGUCAAACGGUUGCACUAAGAGUACAUCGUCGAUCUUCGAUGCGAUCAUUAUCUUUACUUCUUCAUUUGUGCCAUCGUUUUUCAUUAGUGUCGGAAGCGCCAGCAUUUAAUUCACAACAAAAGCAUCACUUUCAUUUCAGUUUUCAUAUUUAUCUUUUUUCAUAACCAUUCUGGUACGCUUCUCAUGUGUUUUACUGGGAAUGUAGGGUCCCGAAUCAUUUUGCUCAUACAUGUGUAAAGUAUUUGUGAGUUUAAAUUCUUGUGUAAAUGUCCAUCGGUUGCCUUCUAAUUGUAAACCUUGCGGAAAGAAAUAAAUGGUACCGUUUGUAUAACGAGUUUGCAAAGAAAAUAAAACAAAAACCAGUCGGAAAAA